Molecule: messenger RNA, 1101 nt
Organism: Tricharina praecox
Lineage: Eukaryota; Fungi; Ascomycota; Pezizomycetes; Pezizales; Pyronemataceae
Product: 6-O-methylguanine DNA methyltransferase
Exons: 6
Coding region: 108-614 (168 amino acids)
Biological process (GO): DNA repair
Molecular function (GO): catalytic activity
Source: RefSeq, a predicted model, not a curated record
CUCAAAUUCCUGCCGAAAGCUGCACGCCAAGAUCUCGCCACAUCAGAAUCACUCGGGUAGCACGUCAUGGAUAUAGGCAGUUAAGCGCAGACCGGAACGUUUUGCACAUGCAACGCGCUCGAGUGCAUAUACAUAGCACUUCUCCACAGCUUCCCCAAUAUCAACCAUCCAAGCCACCUUUACUGCUACCGCCAGAAAUGCGCCGAUCCGACGAGGCCCAGGCGUUCAUUUGGGGCGUGUACAUGGCCGUGCAGGAGAUCCCGCAUGGCAGAGUGACGACGUACGGCCACAUCGCGAAGCUGAUCGGAAAGCCUCAGUGUCCUCGACAAGUCGGCCAAGCCCUCAAGCAUCUGCCGCCGGCGUCCACCGCGGCCGAUAAUACGUACCAUACGGGCAACGUGCCGUGGCAGAGAGUGAUCGCGUCGGAUGGAACCGUGCCGAGGCGAGAUGACCCCGGCGGCGCAGCAAGGCAUGCACAGGUACUCAGGGACGAGGGAAUCGAGGUAGGCACGAAGGCGGAUGGUAGAUUCAUGGUCGAUUUGGAGGUCGUGGGAUGGUUCCCUGAGGUUCUUCCGAGCGAAGAGGACGAGGAGGAGGAAGGGGAAACAGCAUGAGGGAAUCACAAGCGUCAACCUUAACAUACGGCGGGAAUAACCCCCAGUGUCCAUCCCCGCAUCGCGCGGGAAUCCUUGGUAAAUUGGCCAAACCUGCCUAAUGCGCCCACCACUCGAUUCCAUCCCGCACACACACAAAGACAUAAGAAAGCCUAGGACUCGCAACAGAAAAAUAACAAUUAUUAGCCUGCCACUCCACUUCUCGAUCGCGACGUCAACCAGUGACCGACGCUGCUUAUAUAAUGCCAUGCCGUCCGCGCUAUGCUUAUUAACUAGCGGCCGUUGAGCGAGUACCUACUCUAGUUAAGCUUAUGUCGACGUCGAGUGGAAGCUCUAGCCUUCAGGGAGCUGUGUCUGCAGCGUGUUUCGGCGUGGAAGGCCUGCAGGUAUGUAGAGUAUUGGCACGCAGUGGGCUUCGGUCGCCGUUUCGACGGCCUCUGUCUAUCUCCCUAGGGUACAAGGAAUGCGAGUCUGCAUGUGAACUGGC